This is a messenger RNA of Botrytis fragariae, 249 nucleotides long. RefSeq lists its product as uncharacterized. The transcript has a single exon. The record is from RefSeq and is a predicted model, not a curated record. Bases 1 to 249 code for a protein of 82 amino acids. NCBI's taxonomy places the organism in Eukaryota, Fungi, Ascomycota, Leotiomycetes, Helotiales, Sclerotiniaceae.
AUGACUUUCCUCCGACACAUCACUAGACAGCGUCACGCCGCCGGCACCGGUAUGGGACACGCUAAGAGAGCGUAUCACACACAAAAAUUCUAUCAAUACAAUAAGGACCAUCUGUAUAUUGCAGUUCCUGUUCUCUCUACCGCUGGUCUCAUGGCUUUUUAUCACCGCACGGUUGAAUUUUCUUUCCAAUACCAUGGACAACAGAAGAAAGACACCAAAGCAAAAGCUGCUGCUGACAAAAGAAUCUGA